UUAGCUCUGUCUGCCGUGCGGUGUCAUUCUCUUCUCCAGUUACGGUCGUACCUUAAUCUCCAGGUGUUUCUCUGCCUUACUUAUAUCUAUCUGCGUUCGCUCUUUACUUUGGUCGAUAGCCACGUUUGGCCUCAGAAUCUAGCCGACGACAUACCAACCUUCCAUCUGCGCCAAUAUGUCGGGCAUGAACGCAACAGCGGCAUAUGACUUCAAGCAGCAACUGACAGAGGGCUGUCACGCUAAGAUCGAAGGCUAUGGCACGUCGUACGGCUACGUGCCCUCGCUGGCCGCAGGCAUCGUAUUCUGCACCCUCUUCGGAUUGUCAAUGAUCCUCCACAUGGUGCAGCUCGUGUGGAAACGGACCUGGUGGUGCGCCGUAUUCGUCCUUGGCUGUAUGGUCGAAGUCCUGGGCUGGGCCGGACGUACCUGGUCUGCUGAAUGCCCCUACAACGGGACGGCCUUCCUCAUGCAAAUUUCCACCCUGAUCAUCGCGCCCACUUUCUUCACUGCAGGCAUCUACAUACUCCUGGGCCGUUUCAUCCACCUUUUGGGUCCCGAGACCUCAAUUUUGAGUCCGAAACUCUAUCUCUGGAUCUUCGUCACUUGUGACGUCGUUUCAUUGGUCGUCCAAGCCGUCGGCGGUGGCAUGGCCUCGAUAGAAGUAAACAAGGUCAACGGCAAUACUGCCCCAGGCACACACACCAUGGUCGCCGGUAUCGUCUUCCAGCUGGCAUCCAUCACCGUCUUUGUCUUCCUCGCCGCCGAUUUCAUUCGUCGCACUCUCCGCCAGCAGCUGCUACAAACCAUGACCGGUACGAUCGUUCCCCUUCUCGGCGCCAUGAUCUUCUCUGUCGUCUGCAUAUACAUCCGGAGUAUCUAUCGAACCAUUGAGCUGUCGCAAGGUUGGACGGGAUUCCUGAUUACUCACGAGCGGUACUUCAUUGUCUUGGACGGCGUCAUGAUGGUCCUGGCCGUGGGCAUAUUCAACAUCUUCCAUCCGGGCUGGUUGUUACCCAAGCACGGGCCCAAGGCCUUCCACCGCGAGAUCUACUCUCCAGACGGACUGGCCAGUGGGAUGGAGAUGCGGUGAUCGUUUCCUUCAUCGCCUUCCUCCAUCAUAUCACCCCUUACUUUCCCAGUCAUAUAGUUUCUUUCCCCCCUAUUCUCCUAUCUAUUUCUCAUUCUCAACCUUAUUCCCCAAAAACCAGCCGACAUCAACGCAGCGCUUCAAUUAGAGUGAUAUAUCCGAUUACACACAGACAUGACAUCAUGUAAUUAAUUCCUCAUGAACUCACGCAAUAAAUACCAUGUAGUUGACGAUCGACCCGACGAAUACCCCAACCCCCCGCAUCAAUCAAUCAAUCCGAAACAUCAACAAAAAAAUAAGAAAGUCAAGCCAAGAUAAUCAACGUAAGAGGUAUACAGCGACUCGACAGAACUAACAUGCAUAUGCGACAAGCUCAAAAAUAAGACCUUCAACAUCAA
Messenger RNA from Aspergillus sclerotioniger CBS 115572, 1485 nucleotides. Its product is annotated as RTA1 domain-containing protein. Lineage: Eukaryota; Fungi; Ascomycota; Eurotiomycetes; Eurotiales; Aspergillaceae. The coding region runs from base 176 to 1090 and encodes 304 amino acids. The transcript is spliced from 3 exons. The record is from RefSeq and is a predicted model, not a curated record. Gene Ontology annotation, cellular component: plasma membrane; fungal-type vacuole.